CGCUGCAUCCUCACCAAGCAAUGUGAAUGUUGUCCUCCCAAAAAAUAUUUGUAUUUCAUCAUCUUCUACUAGUAAAACAAAAACCAAUGGUGCUCCCCAACAUCUUAUUCAACACCACGUCCAAGAGGACCACAACGAACGCCAUCAACUACUCCAAGGUGGAAGACGCAAAGCCACACGUCUCCGACAAGACGCUCUCAAGAGUGAGUUCAAAAUGCUGCUGCAGUUGGGCUAUCAGACACAGUUGUUUGAGUCCCAGAACGUGAUUCAAGUAUCUAAGAACAAGGCACGUGCCUUUUUCCAGACAUUAAAGGCACUUGGACAUCCA
This is a messenger RNA of Amoebophrya sp. A25, 328 nucleotides long. The record is from the annotation of a GenBank genome assembly. Lineage: Eukaryota; Dinophyceae; Syndiniales; Amoebophryaceae.